Messenger RNA from Bemisia tabaci, 2297 nucleotides. The record is from RefSeq and is a predicted model, not a curated record. Lineage: Eukaryota; Metazoa; Arthropoda; Insecta; Hemiptera; Aleyrodidae.
UAGCUCCACUCUCAGUACGCCGAGCCGUCAAUCGCAGGAGCCGAUCUCAGCUUCCUCACCUCCGCGCCGUGUUCGGAAACUCGUCCAUCCUCCGCGUCUCCUGUUUUCGGAAGUGUUUUCGGGAUUGAUUCCCGGCGGUUCGUCAAGGAGCCGAUGACGUGACGUCAUUUUCGGGUGCCGGUGACGUGGAUUUCGGGCCCCGCGGGCGGAGGGGGGCGGGAGUGAUUUUGGGGGUCGCGGGCGAAAUAUGCUACCAGUCUUCCGCGAAACGACCCGACGAUAAUUGACAUGUUGGUGCAGCACGAAAAGGGGAUCGCCAAACCUGACACAGACCGUUUGGCCUCUGAACCUAAAAAACGAUGGUAUUGAAUUAUAUCAAGUGCUUUUGCUGCCAUCAAAAGUACACCUGGGAGGUGAAAGGUGAUAGAAUCGAGGUGAAAGAAAAAGUGAAAGGAAAAGAUGGAGUCGAUGAUUUUGGUAGCUUGGAGUACGACACCGCCAUCGAGUUAGCAGGAGUCGGCCGCUUUCACCACCUGAUCACAUUCAUAUGCGGCUGCACACUGAUGUCAUGUGGCUUCGACGUGAAUCUAGGGGGCUACAUCGCCCCCACCGCAAGCGCCGUUUUCGAUAUGAAUUCGGAGAAAAUCGGGCUCAUACAUGCAGUAUUUUUAGCAGGUACAAUUUCAAGUUGCUUCUUCUGGGGAGCGUUAGCUGACACUUUUGGCCGGAAGAGGAUUCUGGUUCCUGGGAUGUUCCUUGAUGGAGUUCUUCUCCUGUUGUCUAGUUUGUCACAUAAUUUUUCUACCUUCAUUGUUCUCAGGUUCCUUAGUGGCUUCAUAAUUGGUGGCCCCAUGUCUCUGAUCUACACGUACUUAGGCGAAUUUUACAGCGAGAGGAAGCGAGCUAAAGUGAUUUGCUUCGUCGCACUGGCGAUGACUCUGUCAACGUUGAUUUUGCCAGUGGUUGCAAUGACAGUCCUACCGAUCAAGAUGAGUUACAAAAUCGACAAAUGGGAGUUCAACUCGUGGCGACUGCUGGUGGCGUGCAUGGCUGUGCCGAGCCUUCUCAGCGCGGUGCUCCUGUCCCUGAUGCCUGAGAGCCCCCGGUUUCUCUUCACGAAAUCCCUCCACGAGGAAUGUCUCCACGUUAUCUCCAAGAUGUUCGAGAUGAAUACCGGCAAAGACAGGGCCAGUUUCCCGGUUAAAUCGUUCAAUUCAAAGCAAAAAGUUGAGCUGAUCGGCCCUGGCCAGAAGAAACUGCUUUCCUCAAUAGUGUACAAAAUUGAAAUAAUGUGGACGCAGGUUUCAAAGCUGGUCAAGCCUCCAGUUCUCAACACUACAGUGCUUUGCACAACUGUCAUCUUCACGAACAUGGUCGGGUACUGCGGUUUGGGGAUCUGGAUCCCGGAGUUCUUCGACCGUUACGAGGAGGCGGGGAAGCUGGCGCCGAACGCGACGCUGACGGUGUGCGGGGCGCGGUCGGUGCCGCGACCCCCGGACGACGAGGACAGCGCCGACAGCAAGAUCUUCAGCCAGAAGACGCUCCUCUUCAACAUCAUCAUCGGCGGGCUCAGCAUCCUCGGCAACCUCGCGUCCGGGUUCCUCGCCAACCGAGUCGACCGCCGGGUCAUGCCAGUGACUUUGAUGCUGGCGUCCGGUGGCGCCGUGCUGUACCUGAUAUUGGUCGAUUCUACCAUGAAGCUUCUAGCAACAGCAUGUUUGUUCUACGUCAUGAUUGGCACUGCCCAUGCUGUUUAUAAUUCUAUCAUGGUUGAUCUUUUCCCGCCCUCCAUUGUCGGUAUGGGAGUUUGCUUGGCUUUGCUCAGUGGACGAUUUGGGGCUAUGAUGAGCAAUAUUAUCUUAGGAAACCUGUUGGACCAGCAUUGUCAGUCAACGCUCAUUGUGACAGGAUCUGUGGUGCUUGUUGGUGCUUUUGUAAGUUUGUUUAUUCCCAAAAACCUUCCACACCACAACUGUUAAAAAUGCACAUAGUUCCUUCCGAGGAGACACUUUUCAUCGCGCCGAAAGCUGACACUUGAGGUAGGUAGAGGAAAAAGACGGUUUAGAUGUUCAAGAUUCUUUCAAUGGAAAUGCAGUUCCUCACACUCACGAUCGAGAAUCAAACUCCAAGAUCUCAAAGCUCAGCUGAGAAUUAAGGAUUAUGUAAAUUAGACUUCUUACAUUCUUUAGCCCUGAGAGGUGUCUCGCGCCUAUUCUAAAGAUUAAAUGGAGUUUGAUCUCCGUUUCGCAUGCCGAAAAAUUUUAAUUUUUCAGAAAUAAGAUCUUUACCUCAGGUUU